AUGGCGUCGGGCCUGGGUGCUCUGCUUCUCCUCCUGGCCAUGGCGGCGGCGUGGCUUGCCGCAGACGUCGUCGCUGGCGCCGCCGUCGGCCCGGUCUUCAACGUCACGGACUUCGGCGCGGUCGCGGACGGGAAGACGGACGACUCCAGGGCGUUCCUGAGGGCGUGGAUGAAGGCGUGCGCGACGCCCGGGAGGCCCGCCGUCGUCGUCCCCGGGGGCGGCGGGAGCUACCUGCUGCACCCGCUCGUGUUCCGCGGCCCGUGCAGGGGGUACAUGGAGGUGCGCGUCGCCGGCGUCCUCCGCGCGCCGGCUGGGCUCGGCGCCUUCCGAGGCUGCCGCGAGUGGGUCCACUUCUCCAACGUCGACGGGCUGCUCGUCACCGGUGGCGGCACGUUCGACGGCCGCGGCGCCACCGCGUGGCCGCUCAACGAGUGCCCCAAGCGACGCGAUUGCACGCUCCUCCCCACCUCCAUCAAGCUCGGGCGCGUGAGGAACGCGACCAUCACCGACGUGACGUCGCUGGACAGCAAGUUCUUCCACGUGACGGUGGCCGGCAGCCAGGGCGUGCGCAUCCACCGGGUAAGCAUCCGGGCGCCGCGCGACAGCCCCAACACCGACGGCGUGCACAUCCAGGGCUCCUCGGACGUCCGCGUCACCGACUCCGCCGUGGCCACGGGCGACGACUGCGUCUCCGUCGGGCCCGGCAGCUCCGACGUGGUGGUGUCCGGGGUGACCUGCGGCCCCGGGCACGGCAUCAGCGUCGGCAGCCUCGGCAGGUACCCCGGCGAGGAGGACGUCCGGCGGCUGCGCGUCGCCAACUGCACCAUCGCCGGCACGUCCAACGGCGUGCGCAUCAAGACGUGGCGCGGCGGCUCCCGGCCCACCGCCGUGGCCGGGCUCGUCUUCGAGGACAUCGUCAUGCGCAAGGUCCGCAACCCCAUCAUCAUCGACCAGGAGUACUGCCCCUACGCCUCCUGCCACCGCGAAUCGGAGCAGCGGCCGUCGGCGGUGAGGAUAAGCGACGUCAAGUUCAGGAACAUCCGCGGCGUGUCGGCGACGCAGGUGGCGGUGAAGCUGUCGUGCAGCGAGGCGAGCCCGUGCCGGGGGCUGGAGCUCAGGGACAUCGACCUGCGGUUCGUCAGGCGCGGGGUCGCCACCCAGUCGCAGUGCGCGCACGUCGCCGGCGGCGUGGUCGGCGGCACGCUCGUGCCUCCCUCCUGCAUAGGAACGCUGCCGCCGCCUGCUGCAUGCUCUGGAUCCAAGAACUGA
Messenger RNA from Panicum virgatum (switchgrass), 1269 nucleotides. RefSeq names its product exopolygalacturonase-like. The record is from RefSeq and is a predicted model, not a curated record. The transcript has 3 exons. Bases 1 to 1269 code for a protein of 422 amino acids. Gene Ontology annotation, biological process: carbohydrate metabolic process. Gene Ontology annotation, molecular function: polygalacturonase activity. Lineage: Eukaryota; Viridiplantae; Streptophyta; Magnoliopsida; Poales; Poaceae.